This is a messenger RNA of Suillus subalutaceus, 180 nucleotides long. RefSeq lists its product as uncharacterized. The annotation marks the transcript as partial. The record is from RefSeq and is a predicted model, not a curated record. The transcript has a single exon. NCBI's taxonomy places the organism in Eukaryota, Fungi, Basidiomycota, Agaricomycetes, Boletales, Suillaceae.
CUCAUACCCACCCUCGUGGAUCCGCAAUUGAAGUAUCAUGCCUGCACUAUUGGCCAAGGCUUGGAGAAGACUCACAAAGUGAUCUCAGCAUGUGCGACUCUCACCUGUGCACAGAAAAAGACCAGUUUAUUGUGCCUAUUCUUUGACAGUAAGUACUCAUACUUCUGGCCCAUUGGAUGA